AUUGGCUCUCAAGGACGACGCGCGUAGUCCAGCUUCUGGAGUUACGGUGUAGGUAGUCGAAGAGUGGCCAGUAGGGUGCGGUUCUGACCUUUACAAGAACCGUCAUCUGGUGGAAUUCAGCUUUAUUGCGUCAUAGUACAUCUUCCGUUUGGCAUAAUCUUCGUUGAAGCUAUCUUAACUUAUUUUACAAGACCUGUCUGUGAUGAUUCUGCGAAAUCACAAACUCACAUUUUGGUAUUCAGGCCACUAAAGAUGCGCAAGUUUUUCAGGUCUAGAAUCUUUUUUCAAAACAUGAUCGGAUUUUUCCCAGCAUUGGAUUUUCCUCCCGGAUUUUACCGAUCGGUAAACUGAACUGACACAUCGAGGUAUCAUUUCAAAAGUACAAUCUACAACAUACCAAAAAUAACAAGCUGUAAUGACUUACCCGCACCAAUUUGGAACGAAUACAAAAUUGCGUUUUUGUCUUCCUUCUGGGAAACAAAUGAACGAAUCCUUAGCUAAUGGGAUUAUCAAACCUAUGAUUUGUGGUUUAUGCAGGAAAACGUCUUCAUAUAUCUGUCCUCGAUGUAGUAUUAAUUAUUGUUCACUGACUUGCUAUCGAAAUGAAGCGCAUAAAGACUGCUCUGAAUCAUUUUACCGAGAUUGUUGUAUUGAAUCACUGCGCUGUACCUUUUCUAAGAAGUCAGAAAGAUCACACAUGAAAGAAGUGUUAAGGCGUGAAUCAUGUGCUUUAUCAGAUGACUUCCAGUUAGCAAAUGUGAAAUUUCAGGUAGACAAUGAUUAUACAGAUGAUAAGAAUGAGAGUAUUGAAGAUGAUUUGCAAACUCGUUUGGGUGAUUUAAAUUUGGAAACCGAAGAUGUUAAUGUCAUCUGGUCAUGUUUGACCCUGAAAGAAAAACGAGAUUUCAGUAGACUUAUUCAGUCAAAUGCUAUCGUUCAUUUCAUACCAACAUGGACUCCCUGGUGGUUAGAGCAAAAACCAAUUAUUGAAGAAGUAAAUCAACAGAAUGCUUCAGUGGACAAAUCGCGAACCUUACCUAGUAUUCAAUCGUUAAGUCAACUUUUACCAUCCGGAAUAUCGCCUCACCCUUCAGUUGGGUAUAUUUUAGCAGAUGUAUUGUUGGGAUAUGCUUUUGUUAUGAGAUUUUAUAAUGGAGACUACAUGGACUUAAUCGAUGAUGCAGGAACUCUUCUGUGUAAUAUAGUUUUAUCAUUCACAAAAUCUCAGACUAUUUCAGUCUCAUCACUGAAUACUACUACUUCUACUAAUAAUAAUUCAUCAGAUUAUUUAAAGAAAACAAGAAUAAUUAGAAGACAGAGUGGAAAUAAUCCAACUCAUCAAAUAUAUAACUGUAUAAAUGAAAUUCUUGCCGCAAUUCAAUAUAAACUUAUGGAGCUAAAUUUACCUUGUCAUCCUUCAAUUAUGAUACUAUUGCUUGAAGAUCUUAGUCAUUUAUUAGAUAAUAUUGGAUUUUGUAAUAAAGCACUGAAAGACGUGAAUAAAUUAAUAGUGAAUUUCAGGAAAACUCUACGUGCUGUAAAUUCAAAUGAAAACUUACGAUUAAAAGCAAAUGUUGCUCACCAUAAAAUAGUCUUUCUUCAAGCUUGCCUUGAUGAUAACAAUCAAUUGGCUAAACGUUGGCAAACAAAUGUUUUACCAAAAUUAUGGAAUCAAAUAUCUAAUGAAUUAAUCCAACGAAUUAAUGAUAUUGAAAACUCAAGUACAGAUAGACGUGAUGAAAAAUCUGCUGGUCCAAAUUGGCGCAAUAUUAUUCGAGAUGAAAAUGUUUACAAAAGUUCUUAUUGUCGUACGUUAGUCGAGUCAAUUGAUACUAAUAACUAAAUGCUUCAUAAUUUCUUGAGUACCUGUACAUAAUAUACAUAUUUUAAUAUUUGCUUAUGGCAAUAAAUCUAACAUUUUAUCAGUUUGGUGGAAGUUGGCUACUACUUUGAUAAAGUGGUUGAGGUUGCCUACCGUGACGACAGAGUUGAGGUUUAUUGACAGGAUCACGUGUACCAUAACUUCCUAGCAUACCACAGAUGUAAAAUCCUCAGGUUAGUCUUACUACUGACCAUUUUAAGGUGUAGGGUAUUUCCCAGUGAUGACCACCACCACCAAUAAUCUGUUCUCGUAGAUGAGAGAUUGUGAAUUUUGUUUUCCUGAACAGCACGUUACUAUUGUCUUACGAAAUUACGAUGCUGUUAGAAGUUAACUCGACAGAAUCGAUAGCUUACUGGUUUCGCGUUUGCUAAGUCAUAAAGAAACCUUACGCUUACGUCUAGUCAUAGCGAUUGAUAGUAUCAAUUGGACAGGGAAUAUCUGCUACUCAAUAUACAUUUAUAUAUAUAUACUAAUAGUGUGGUGUGAGCUACUUAUAUU
Molecule: messenger RNA, 2380 nt
Organism: Schistosoma bovis
Lineage: Eukaryota; Metazoa; Platyhelminthes; Trematoda; Strigeidida; Schistosomatidae
Source: the annotation of a GenBank genome assembly